This is a messenger RNA of Paramecium sonneborni, 573 nucleotides long. Lineage: Eukaryota; Ciliophora; Oligohymenophorea; Peniculida; Parameciidae. The record is from the annotation of a GenBank genome assembly.
AUGUAUAAUCAAAUUGGUUCUAAUUUAGUGUAAGCACCUUUUGGUGUGAUGAUUCCAGGAUUCUUGAGUUAGACUUAAUUUUUGAUGAAUGGAAAUUAUUAUUUUAUGGAUGUUUAAAAUGCCAAGUAAAUGCACUCAAUAGCUUUAUUUUUACUCAAUCCUAUACCUGAAGGAUAUGCAGUGUGUUUAUUUUACUCUAGAUAUCCUUUUGAUGGAAUUUCAUUCUUAGGUGCUAUUGCUAAUCAAAGACCUUCAGACAUUUUUGCUACAUCUUUCAAUUAAAUAUUAACCAAUUAAGAUUAAAUUAAAUUAGUACUUAGUGUCGAACCUAUUAAUGAAUAGAUUACAGAACUUGUAUAAUUAACUAAUGAUGCUCAAAACAAACUAAAAUAUGGUUUAACAAUAGCACAAAACCUUUAUAAUUUUAUGACUGCUUAUAAUAAAGAAGUUGUGAUUAAUGGAUAGGAAAUAGAUGUUUUAGUCACACCAGCCAAUGUCCUUUAAAUUUGGCUUCAAAAAUUAUAACAAAAAUAUAAAGAAAAUCCAAACUUUAUAUAUAAAACCACUAAGUGA